AUGGACAAUUCUUCAAUCCAUCACGAUGAUGUCCCCGGUACAGUUCGUCUCAUUGAUGUCAAUGGGAUGAACUCAAGCGGACCUCAUGACUCCCAACACAAAGACAUUGUCCUCGUUCCACGACCAAGCUCCGACCCCGAAGAUCCUCUCAACUGGUCAUAUCAUCGAAAGCUCCUCGCUGUCAGUAUGGCAUACCUCUAUGUCCUCGGAACGGGCAUCGCAACAUCCCUCCAAUACUCUGUUCUGGCAGACAUCACCAAAGACACCGGCAUUUCCACUGCCAAUCUUGUUCAAGGAACAGGCGUCAUGUUUCUGUUCUUUGGAUGGGCUUGUCUGAUUUGGCAACCGAUUGCCCUCACUUACGGACGACGCGGUGUCUAUCUUUUGACGAUGCUUCUUACUAUUCCCAUCAUGACCUGGACUGCUUACUCUUCGUCAGCUGGAGUCUGGUUUGCCCACAGAGUCUUGAUUGGUAUUGUUGUAUCACCCAUUGAGUCCUUGUGCGAAGUCACCGUGUUCGACCUCUUCUUCGCACACAACCGCGGAACAUACAUGGGUCUCUACGUUGCAAUUCUGUUUGGGUCCAAUUUUCUCGCUCCUCUUGUUGCGGGCUGGUUCAAUGACGCAUACGGGUGGAGAUGGACGAUGCACUUUGGUGCUAUCAUCUGUGCUGUAUGCUUUAUCAUUAUGUUCUUUUUCAUGGAAGAGACGAUGUACUUUCGUGGAACGUCGAUUGAGAGUCAAGUCGUUGAAGACAAUACCCACACUGAACCGAUGAAGACCAAGAUGAACGGGGAUGAAAAGUCCCGGGACGUUGGAACUGAUUCUCAGAAUGGGUCUCAACCAUCUACAACUCCUGCUACCACGAAGCACAGUAUCAACUCUGGCUGGGGAAAGUACACAUGGUUCAAAGUCUUGCCCGGGAGACCUAGCAACAUUGAUAUGUUGCGCAUGGUCUAUCGUCCUGUUUUGAUGAUCUUUCACUUCCCCACCGUCGCAUGGGCUGGUUUCCUUUAUGGGAUCAACCUCGCCUGGUACAAUGUUCUGAACGGCACAGCGAGUCCUGUGCUGUCAAGCAAACCCUACAAUUGGUCAGCUGCAUUGGUUGGCUGUGUAUACGCUGGACCUAUUAUUGGUGCAGCCAUUGCCUGCCUCUGGGUUGGCAAGGCAGCAGAUUGGAUUGCGCUUUGGCUUGCCAGACGAAAUGGUGGAAUCAGGGAGCCCGAACAACGUCUUUGGGUGUUACUUGUCUCUGGUAUCAUCUCAUCCGCCGGCCUCAUUGUCUGGGGCGUCGGCGCAUACUACCAGGUCCAUUGGGUAGGCCUUGUCUUUGGACUUGGUAUGUUGACAGUUGGUUGCGUUGCAGGAGGAGCAAUCGCCGUCAGUUACAACGUGGACUGUUUCAAGGAAAUUGCCGGUGAGACGACAGUCUCCAUUAUGCUGAUUCGCAAUACCAUUGGCUUUGGCUUUAGCUAUGCUAUCACGCCUUGGUGGACAUCGCAGGGACUGAAGAACUGCUUUAUCACUGCAGCAAUGAUCUCUCUCGCUUGUACGUUUACGUUUCUUAUUAUGAUCGCGUACGGAAAGCGACUCAGACGAUGGUCUAUCCCGGCCUAUCGCAGGUAUAUGUCUACCAUGGCUGUUGCACACGAUUGA
Molecule: messenger RNA, 1656 nt
Organism: Fusarium pseudograminearum CS3096
Lineage: Eukaryota; Fungi; Ascomycota; Sordariomycetes; Hypocreales; Nectriaceae
Exons: 1
Coding region: 1-1656 (551 amino acids)
Biological process (GO): transmembrane transport
Molecular function (GO): transmembrane transporter activity
Source: RefSeq, a predicted model, not a curated record